ACUUACUUAUGUAAAAAUAGAUCUGCAUUUAAAAUCCUAUAAUGUAAUUUACCACUUAAUGUAAAAUAUGGCGACAGUAGUGUUAAAUCGUAGAGAAAUAGGAAUAACAGAAACUGGUUCUAUUGUUGAUGUCUUAGACAAUGAUACAGCAAAACUCAUGUAUUAUUUGAGUGUAUUGUGUAAUGUUUUAGGAUUGGAAGAUACGGAUUUCAAUAUUGAAAGAUUAAGUGAUUACAAAAAUUACUAUAUGUUGACAGAAGACGAGAAAGUAAUACUUAUUGUACUGUGUGGCUAUUUAUCUCCCGACAAGAUGGUCGGCAAGUGUAUCUUCAAUUCUGAAGAGCUUUGCCAGGACGUUGGAAACCGAUUUUUUACCUUAAACAGUUCGGAGAUUUCAUUUGCUGCUGCAGAAAAUGUGUUUGUCGGAGCAGUUGAAGUAACUGUGAAGAAGAUAAUGGUCUAUUCCAUGUCAUGGAUGAGGAGAAAUUAUAUACAUCCGAUUAGCAACGUUCUUGGUAUUACUCCUACAAGAAAUCAACAAUCAAUUACGUAUAGGAACAGGCCAGCAAUUACUACAAGGUCAGCUACACCACAAAUACACAGGAACACAACAAGAAACAAUGUUAACUGGUAUUAUACAUCUACAUCGGAAUCUUUGGACUGUUGUGUUAUUUUGUAAGCUCUAUCAAGAAAUAAUGAUGCCUGAAAGAAGAAAAAAAAUAUUAAUGUGAUAUAUCUAAUAAC
Mytilus trossulus (common blue mussel) is the source of this 744-nucleotide messenger RNA. RefSeq lists its product as uncharacterized. The transcript has a single exon. Lineage: Eukaryota; Metazoa; Mollusca; Bivalvia; Mytilida; Mytilidae. The coding region runs from base 68 to 679 and encodes 203 amino acids. The record is from RefSeq and is a predicted model, not a curated record.